Messenger RNA from Cydia pomonella (codling moth), 3880 nucleotides. Its product is annotated as juvenile hormone esterase-like. The transcript has 3 exons. The record is from RefSeq and is a predicted model, not a curated record. Lineage: Eukaryota; Metazoa; Arthropoda; Insecta; Lepidoptera; Tortricidae. Bases 1017 to 2648 code for a protein of 543 amino acids.
UGAAGACAAUAAAUAAAACUAAGAUCUGUCAGUAAGUGAGGAGUACGUAAGUGAAAAAUAGUCACUGCCUUAACGUCCGUAGAUCUUGAGGUAACUCUGAACCGAACCAAUGUGACUUGGGAUGUUGUAUGUCUCACCAAGGCACCUACAGAGAAAAAACUUCAGCAGCAAUAAAAUCAGGUAAAUAAGCAGCGGCGUGUCCAUAUUAGGAUACCCUCCUCCAUUUGAGGGGGGGAUUUAAAUUUUCUCGGGUCAGAGGUGUAGGGUUAGAGCCGGUGUAGCUUUAUUUGACGUUUAUAAGCGCAUUGUAAUAUGCCUACAUGAAUAAUAAACUAUCUUUAUCUAAUCCUACAUGUGAUGCUGCUACAGUUUCAAUCCAAAUAAAACCAUGAGUCUUUUUUUUUGUAUAAAUAAUUUCCUUGAAUAAAUAAUUCUUUACAUUGUCAAGUUAACGCCCGUUCGUCCAAAGUCCUGCCUCUUUAUUACCUAUACGAAUAAUCAUUAAAUGUCGAUAUACUUGAUGAUAUAUGUAAAUGUAAUCAGGACGAACGUAUUGAAUGCAAAUAUUAACGUUUAAUUAUGAAUAUAUUACUACUUUCCGUAGAUGUAUCACUUCAACUUCGACCGUUGCUGGUUCAACCGCGUUUUAAGAAAUUAUUUCGAUAUUUAAAACAAGAAGCAUAAUUUUAAAAUGUGUUUAUAUUGGUUCUAACGCGAAUCUCGUUACCUUUAUUUUCAUAGACUUUUCGUCGUUUUACACAAAUCUUGGUUUUGACAAUUUGCUGAGUAAUCAGCGACAUCUGUUAUUCGCUACCAUCAGUGUAACCUGCGUCGAAGAGUCGAAAAUAAAGUUAGCAAAAUAAAUUCGCGAUGGACCUAGACCCUAUAUAAAUAUGUUAUAAUAUGUGUUCAAAGCGCGAAAAUUUCAAAAAAUAUUCUACCUAAUAAUCGAUUCUAAGUUAUAUUUAAAUUUUGAAAUCAACAUAACCAAUACAAAUUGAGGUUUCGAAUAAAAAAUGGUUAAAGUGAGUGUAAGUGAAGGCGUGUUAGAAGGUAGCCAUGAGAAAAACGAAUAUGGCGGCAGUUUUUAUAGUUUCAAGGGAAUUCCGUAUGCUGAGCCACCACUAGGAGACUUGAGAUUUAAGGCGCCACAACCGCCAAAAACAUGGACAGGCGUUCGAAGCGCAAAAGACUUUGGACCAAUCUGCUACCAAAUGAAUCCUAUAACAAAAACCCCCUGGGGAAGUGAGGACUGUCUCUAUCUCAACAUUUACACGCCUAAUCUUAAGCCAGAAAAGCCUCUGCCAGUCAUGUUUUACAUCCAUGGAGGUAGUUUUGCCAUAGGAGGCAGUAACGAUGACAUGUAUGGACCAGAAUUCCUCAUCAGACAUGAUGUUAUCUUAGUCACAAUAAACUACAGACUUGAAGUCUUAGGUUUCCUUGGCCUUGAUUCCGAAGACGCGCCUGGAAACGCUGGAAUGAAAGACCAAGUACAAGCCAUGAAAUGGGUUAAGAAAAACAUUAGCUCUUUUGGAGGAGAUGCUGAAAAUAUCACAAUUUUUGGAAACAGCGCUGGUGGCGUUUGCGUGUCGUUUCAUUUGAUGUCACCAAUGACUAAAGGUCUAUUCCGCAGAGCGAUCAUGCAAAGCGGAACAUGCACUUGCUUUUGGUCGAUGCCAUUCGAACCUCGGGAAGUGGUUUUAGCUUUAGCGAAACAGUUAGGUUGCCAUUCGUCUGACAACAAAGUAUUAUAUGAAUUUUUCAAAGCCCAACCAGUUGAUUCCCUGAUUAAUCUACAAAUACCAACAACAAUGGCGAUCAAAGCUAAGAAUUCUUCUGAAAUCUAUUUUGCAGUCGUAAGCGAGAAGAGUUUUGACAAUAUCGAAAGGUAUUGGAGUGGGAAUUCAUAUGAUGGUGUCCGAAGCGGGAUACAUGAGGGAGUCGAAGUAAUGAAUGGCUAUGUGGAGGACGAAGGCAUAAUGACUGCUAUAAUGACAUGUAGAAAUGACUUUACCGUAUUAAUGCCAAGAUUUAACCAAUUUCUAGAAGAAUACGUCCCUCGACCAAUAACCUGGCACUGUACGUUAGUAGACCAAUUUGAGGUUGGACGGAGAAUUAAACAGUUUUAUUUCCAGGACAAGAAAAUGACUUUUGACGUUAUAAAUGAACUGGUCAAAAUGUUUUCCAUGGCAGCGAUGGUUUACGACAUUAUUCAAUGGCAGAAAGUCUGCGCUAGAUUCAGUUCGAACAAGUUAUACUUUUACCGAUUUACUUGCAAGUCGGAACGGAACAUAAUGGCGAACAUGUUUGGAUAUUGGAAGGUAGUCGGGGACAAGAAGACGACGUGUCAUGUUGACGAGCUGGCCUACCUGUUCCCGUGCAAAGGCCGGAUAAAGAGGACGGAGCCGGGCACGAAGACGUUCCAAAUGAUUGACAACGUAACUAAAUUGUGGACUAACUUUGCUAAAUUUGGUAACCCAACCCCGGAUGACAGCCUAGGAGUGCAGUGGUCACCAUUUACUUUAGAAGAGCAAAACUACUUGGACAUUGGCGAAGAUCUGAAGCUCUGCGCCAAUCCUGAAGAUGACCAGCUGCCAUUUUGGGAGGAUAUUUACAGGCGCUAUUUGCCCCAACGAUCGCAUAUAUAAAUUAUCUAGAAAAAAUGUUGUGUGUUAUGUACCUAGAUAAUUAAUGAUUCCUCUCAAGUCCUUCUUUCAAAUUAUGUUUCAAAGUCUUUUAAAGAGGAUUGUUUCAGUUUAGUUUGCGUCAUUUAGUGUUAUCAACAUACCCCGGUUUAACAAAUGUAACUUACUUGUCGAUGUCGAUAAAAUUAUGACGUAAGACCACCAUUACGUACGUUUUAAAUAUUGUUAUUGUUUUUUACAAUAAAAUGAAGUGUAUUUUAUUAUUUGAUGCCCCACAAAUCCCUAUUUUAAAAUACCUAUAUUUCAGAGUCUUUUAAUGGUGGAAUCACAUAUAUCAGCAUCGAGCCGCAUUUUAUAUAUGAGAAGUCGCUCGUUAGUAUGAAGAUAUUGAAGAUGCGUACGCAUCGGAAAGCUGAAAGCAUGCGUACCCAUCUUCAUACUAACAAGCGAUUUCAUUUAAAAUGCGUCUCUAUGCUGAUAGAUGUUAUUCCACACUACAUAGGAUAUUUGUUUACAUGUAGUUGAUCAGUGUUUAAGUGUGAGAGUAGAAGUUAUUUGUUACAAUUUUUUUACUCUGCGAGCAGAUCAAAAGUUCAAUUUUAUCGAUUUGAAAAAACAAUAAGAGCAUUGCAAAAUUUGAAAUACGGAACGACCAAUUAGCAGAGGCCUCUGCAAGUCUGCAAGCCGGGGACCAGCGGUAAUCCAAACUGGCGCAUCAUUAGGAAAUUUACCGAUACGACCUUCAAACCUUCAAGAAAAGAGCGUACUCCCAUCUUAAAGGCCGGCAACGCACUUACAACUCUGGUGUUGCAGGAGUCCAUGGGCGGCGGUAAUCGCUUACCAUCAGGUGAUCCGUCUGCUCGUUUGCCUCCUCUACCAUAAAAAAUAAUAAUAAUUAGGAUGCUGUUCAGGUUGCCGCGGUAUUGUAGUAUCUUCGCGAUGUUUGCUGAGGCACGAACAGACUGAUUUUUCGCCAUCAUGAGGAAGCGAUGCGCGUCACUCCUCACUCGCAGCCGAAGCAGCACGAACAGCAUCCUAAGUACGCUGGCGCAGCGUUAGGACUCACCUGUUGCUGUUCCGCCGCGAAACUUAUAAACGUUAUGUAAUGUUUUGUUUUGUCCAAUUCUUUAUUUUGUCUUAUUAAUUGUAAAAUAAACUCUAAAUAUAUAUUAUAAGUUACUGUAUUACCUAACCCUAUGGACGUCAAGUUUAAAACAAAGAUAUUUCAAUUUCAA